Messenger RNA from Grosmannia clavigera kw1407, 1797 nucleotides. RefSeq names its product acetolactate synthase. Bases 1 to 1797 code for a protein of 598 amino acids. Gene Ontology annotation, biological process: L-valine biosynthetic process. The transcript is spliced from 3 exons. Gene Ontology annotation, cellular component: mitochondrion; acetolactate synthase complex. The record is from RefSeq and is a predicted model, not a curated record. Gene Ontology annotation, molecular function: magnesium ion binding; thiamine pyrophosphate binding; flavin adenine dinucleotide binding. Lineage: Eukaryota; Fungi; Ascomycota; Sordariomycetes; Ophiostomatales; Ophiostomataceae.
AUGUGCAACCUCUUGUCAAUCCCCGACGGACUGUUAUGGACGAAUCUUGGAUACCCUGGUGGCGCUAUUCUUCCUGUUUUUGAUGCUAUCUACAACUCGAAAUACUUCGAUUUUAUUCUCCCUAAACACGAGCAGGGAGCGGGGCACAUGGCUGAGGGCUAUGCCCGUGCGUCUGGAAAACCUGGAGUGGUUGUGGUCACUUCUGGACCUGGUGCAACGAAUGUCAUCACCCCCAUGGCCGACGCAUUUACGGACGGCACGCCCAUGGUCGUCUUUUCAGGCCAGGUUCCUACUUCGGCAAUUGGCAGCGACUCAUUUCAGGAAGCUGAUGUGAUAGGCAUCUCAAGGGCCUGUACGAAGUGGAACGUCAUGGUAAAGAGCGUUGCAGAGUUGCCGCGCCGGAUCAAUGAGGCAUUCGAGAUUGCCACGAGCGGCAGACCCGGUCCUGUUCUAGUCGACCUACCUAAAGAUAUCACCGCUGGCGUACUACGACGUGCGAUACCAACUGAUUGUGACAUUCCUUCGAUCCCGAGCGCUGCCUCGCGUGCUGUGCAAGCACUUAGUGAGAAGCAGCUUGAACAGUCAAUCUCCCGAGUUGCCGAUCUGAUCAAUGUUGCUAAAAAACCCGUUAUCUAUGCUGGCUACGGCAUCACAUGCUCCAAGGGAGGCGUUGAGCUCCUCAAGGGGCUCGCUGAUAAGUCCUCUAUACCGGUGACGACUACGCUCCAGGGCCUUGGGUCCUUUGAUGAACUAGACGAAAAAUCUCUUCAUAUGCUCGGCAUGCAUGGCUCGGCUUAUGCUAACAUGGCCAUGCAAAACGCUGACCUCAUUAUCGCUCUUGGUGCACGGUUUGAUGAUCGCGUCACGGGAAAUAUUUCCAAAUUCGCACCUGGUGCAAAAGCAGCGGCAGCCGAAGGCAGGGGCGGCAUUGUCCACUUUGAAAUUAUGCCGAAAAAUAUCAACAAGGUGGUGCAAGCUACAGAGUCUGUCGAAGGGGAUGUUGCUACAAAUCUUAAAAUUCUUGUACCACAAGUCAAGGAAAGAACUCUGGAUGACCGAAGGGAAUGGUUUGCCGACAUCAACGAAUGGAAGAAGCGCUGGCCUCUUUCUGCGUUCGAACGUGAGGAACGCGGUGGCUUGAUCAAACCGCAGACUUUGAUCGAGCAGCUCAGCAAUCUUACCGCUGACCGCAAGCAAGAAACAAUCAUCACCACAGGCGUUGGCCAGCACCAAAUGUGGGCCGCUCAACACUUCCGCUGGCGACACCCCAGGACUAUGAUAACCUCGGGUGGUCUAGGAACCAUGGGCUUCGGUCUGCCAGCGGCUAUCGGGGCGAAGGUUGCCCGUCCGGAUGCCCUUGUCAUUGAUAUUGAUGGCGACGCGUCCUUCAACAUGACUCUUACUGAACUUUCUACGGCAGCGCAAUUCGGAAUCGGCGUCAAAGUGAUUGUUUUGAACAAUGAGGAACAGGGAAUGGUCACACAAUGGCAAAAUCUUUUCUACGAAGAUCGCUACUCCCACACGCACCAAAAGAACCCUGACUUCAUGAAACUGGCUGACGCCAUGGGGCUUCAACACCGGCGCGUGUCAGAUCCCGCCGAGACGGUAGACAGCCUGAAGUGGCUGAUCGAAAGCGAUGGUCCGGCUCUGCUGGAGGUCUUAACAGAUAAGAAGGUUCCCGUUCUCCCCAUGGUGCCAGCAGGGUCGGCACUACAUGAAUUCAUAACAUGGGAUGCUGAGAAAGACAAAAAGCGAAGAGAAAUCAUGCGCAAGCGCACUUUGGGCCUACACAACUAA